This is a messenger RNA of Branchiostoma belcheri (Belcher's lancelet), 1560 nucleotides long. Its product is annotated as methylsterol monooxygenase 1-like. Gene Ontology annotation, molecular function: C-4 methylsterol oxidase activity; iron ion binding. Gene Ontology annotation, biological process: sterol biosynthetic process. The transcript is spliced from 7 exons. The coding region runs from base 105 to 974 and encodes 289 amino acids. Lineage: Eukaryota; Metazoa; Chordata; Leptocardii; Amphioxiformes; Branchiostomatidae. The record is from RefSeq and is a predicted model, not a curated record.
GCGCCCGACAUACCGGGUGCGGGCUGCGGAAGCGAUCUUGGCACAGUUCUUACCUGUAUAUAUAACAUAACUGCAGGGUUUUGAGAAGCUACAGUGCAAUAAUCAUGGAGGUGAACGAUUCUGUGGUCACCACAGUUCGGCUGAUGGCCGACUACAUGCCCGAUAACCCUCUGAGCGGCCCGUUCGAGGCGGGUUGGCGGUACAUGACGGCCCACUACACCGAGUUCCAGAUCGCUACCUGGGGGUCACUCAUCGUGCAUGAGUUGCUGUAUUUCCUGAUCUGCCUACCAGGCUUCAUCUUCCAGUUUCUGCCUUUCAUGCAGAAAUACAAAAUCCAAAACGAUAAGCCUGAGACGUGGGCCGGACAGAUCCAGUGCCUGAAGGUCAUCAUGUUUAACCACUUCUUCAUCCAACUGCCGCUGAUGUGCGGGACCUACCACUUCACGCAGUGGUUCGGCAUUCCCUACGACUACGACUCCAUGCCGCCAUGGUACGUGUUGUGCAUGCAGGUGUUCUGUUGUGCGGUGGUGGAGGACCUGUGGCACUACGUUCUGCACCGCAUCAUGCACCACCGCAGGUACUACAAGUACGUCCACAAGGUGCACCACCACUUCCAGGUGCCGUUCGGAGCGACGGCUGAAUACGCACAUCCGGUAGAGACAGUCGUUUUGGGUACCGGGUUCUUCCUGGGUAUCCUGAUGUUCUGUACGCACAUGGUGCAGAUGUGGGCGUGGGUGGCCGUGCGACUUAUCGAGACCAUCGAUGUCCACAGCGGCUACGACCUGCCCUACCACCCGCUACACCUCAUUCCCUUCUACGGAGGCGCCCGGUUCCACGACUUCCACCACAUGAACUUCACCGGGAACUACUCCUCCACGUUCACCUGGUGGGACAAACUGUUCGGCACCGACCAGCAGUACAAGGACUACCAGAAAAAGGUGGCCGCCAAGGAGGGGGGCAAGAAACAAGAGUAACCUGUAGUACCACAGUUUGGCGCGCUGUGGUGUCUCGGAAGAACGAUUUCCAUGUAAAAAAAAUUUACUACAAUACAAUGUAUGUUGUCAAAUUAAAUGCGCAAGUGUACGCAAACCGACUUCGAAUUAGUGAACCCUUUGCGUGUGACUUACCAAGAUGAUGUAUAUAUAAACACAUCUAGUAGAACUACUAGAGGAUACAACGCAAAGGGACACAGAAACAAGAACAGCAAAGUUCCACCCCUGAGAUGUUUGGAGGAUAGGUCUGACAGAACCAGACUAAUACCAAAACAGAAAAUGGAGUUUGCUAUUCACCACAAGGCGGUCGUCUUUCCCAAGAAUAGUACCCAUGCAAAAAUGUAAUAUAAAUAAAUAAAUAAAUGAAAUAUGCAAAAACUGCCAUAGAUCUGGUAGACCCCCUUACCUCUGAUUUUUCACAUUGAUGUAGUAAGAGCCAUUAUAGUUUAUACAUUGUCAUCAUCAUAUUAUUAUCAAUUCGAAGUUGUUCAAUAGUACUUGCAGUGGGUGUCAUGCAACGUUCUUGUACCUGUGUACUCUCCAACGUCCUGUAUACAAUUGUAUAAAA